GGGGGUGGGAGUGAGAGGGAGGGAGGAAAAUAAGAGCCAUCGGUCUCUUCUCUCUGACUCUCAUACUACUGGAUAUUGUUAUUUUUUUGGGGGGGAUCUCUUCAUUUGCUUCAUCUUAUAUUUUCUCGCUCAUAUUUAACGACAAGUUGUUUUUAGUUCCAUCGGUUCCUCUCUGCUUCCAAGCCGCGCUCCCUGCUCUCUGCAUGGGACUCCGCCGCCGCGGCUCUCCGCUUCCAUCGCUUAUUCUCGCUCUCUCACCUCCGGACUAAGAGUCUCCGAUCGAUCAAUCAGUCGAUCGAUCAGCCGCACCGACGGGUGAGUUUGAGAGAUAUUUUUUUAUUUUUUUUACAAACUCGGAGGACGGGAGGAGGAGGGGGAGGAGGGGGAGGGAAGGGGGGGGGGACUUCAGUCGCUGCAGAGUUCCAGGAUUCAAUCUUUCUUCCUGUGCGCGUUUAUGAUCGAGUUAUUGCAAUAAAUGAGAAGAAGCCGCGUCGGAGGGAUGCGUUAGACUCCGCCGACAUGGUGCCAUUUUGGAGAUAAGCCCCCCUUCUUUUUUUUCUUUUUUUUCCUCCAUGGGACAGGAGGAAAAGCGGGAUUUCAGGUUCAAGUCUUCGCCUCCUCCUCCUCCAACACAACCCCCCCCCCUCCCCACCUUUAAACUCCCACCUCCACCUCCUCCUCUUCCUCGCUUGAAGUUAUGUCAAGGCCUCUCACUCAGCUCCUACCGCCGGAUCUCCCUUCCGGGGCCGCGAGCCCCCAGUUUGAGGCCAGCAACCCGACCGGAAGUGCCCCCCAAGGCGGACACCUGACCUCCAUGACCAACCUGAAGUCCCUGCUCCAGCUGCCAAUCAAGGCCGACCAGAGAGGCACCAAGGACUGCUGCGAGAUGAAAGACAAAGACAAGCCCUCGGACUCUGAGGAGGAAUCGCAGAGCAUCAGCCCUGGAGCCGGGGCGGGGGCCGCGGCGGGGGCCGCAGGGGCCCCCGCGUCCGGCGCGUUGCGGCCCAACUCCCAGUCGGCGUUCCUGGGCCCCCUGCUGUGGGAGAGGACCCUGCCGUGUGACGGAGGCCUGUUCCAGCUGCAGUACAUGGACCUGGAGGAGUUCCUGACGGAGAACGGCAUGGGGAUGCACGGCAACGGGCCCAGCUCCACCAGCGCCCAGAUCCCCUCCCAGAGCUCCCAGUCGGCAGUUCCAAACCAGAGCUCCCAGUGCCCUCCCUCUUCUCCUCCGCCCUGCUCCUCCUCUUCCUCCUCCAUGUCCUCUUCAUCCUCCUCUUCCUCGCUGCUGGGACUGGAGACUGUCCAGCCGCAACCGCCGCCACCGCCGCCACUGCCGCCUCAACAGCCGCAGCAGCAGCCGCAGCAAGGCAUGAUGGGAGGACCUGAGUGUCCUCACGGUGGUCGGGCGGUGCCUCAGGACCAGUCUCCCACUUCUACCUGUCCUCCGGGACCCCCCGGGCCUCCGGCCGCCGCCAACGGCACCAGCGACGUGACGGUGAACUUUGACCCCGACCCGGCGGACCUGGCGCUGUCCAGCGUGCCGGGCCAGGAGGCGUUUGACCCGCGGCGGCACCGCUUCUCCGACGAGGAGCUUAAGCCUCAGCCGAUGAUCAAGAAGGCCCGAAAGAUGCUGGUCCCCAAUGAGCAGAAGGACGACAAGUACUGGUGCCGCCGCGUGAAGAACAACGAGGCGGCGAAGCGCUCGCGGGACGCCCGGCGCCUGAAGGAGAACCAGAUCUCGGUGCGCGCCGCCUUCCUGGAGCGGGAGAACGGCGCCCUGCGGCAGGAGGUGGCCGACAUGAGGAAGGAGCUGGGCCGCUGCCGCAACAUCAUCAACAAGUACGAGAGUCGCCACGGAGACUUGUGAGGACGGAGGAGGAGGGAAUGAGAAGACAAGGGUACAAGGCACACCCAUCAACAGCAGCACUUUAGUUGAAGUUGCGAGGGGGGGUGGGGGGGGAGGGGUGGGGGGGGAGAGGGCGUAGAUCAGAAAAAAAAGUGGCGUCCUUCGGGGGGAGCGCGUGCGACGCCAUCUUUUUCUGUUCGGGUCCCUUCCCAGUUUGACUGUCUUCGUACGCGCCCCCCCCCCCCUCACCGCUCGCGUCACCUCGCCAGCCCACGCGUCGCCCCCCCCUCCCCUCCCUCCCGUGGUCACGUCGCGUGGCGUCCCCGCGGGUCCUGCGUCUCCAGGCCGCCGCACAUGAUGCCAGUGAAGUCUCACUUUUUAAGCUCAAGGGCACGGAUUCAAGCCAAGGGGGGGGGGGGGGUGGGGGGGCAGAUGUGUGAUUCUUUUCUAUAAAUAGGACAACAACAAAGAAACAUGUAUAUUUUUGAAGUGGGAAGGAAGGUAAGAGGAGUCCAGCAAAGAGGAGGAGGAGCAGGAGGAGGAGUGGAGGAGGAGGAUGAGGAAGAGGAGGAGGUUUUCGUCCAUAACGUAAAGAGAUUUUGACAAAGGAUUAUUGUAUAUUUUUCUAUUAGCAGAGAUAGUGAGGAGGAGGAUUUUGGAGGUGACCUUUUGUAUAUUUUCUAUAAGGGGGGGGGGGGCAGUCAACGGGCCACACAAAGCGCUUUUUCCCUCCCCAGCUGUUUUGGAUUCCACCGGCUGGUCGCAGGGCGCCACGGAGAAUGUAUCACGGCUGAAUCAGGUAUUUCACUCGAGGCGAGGCCGGCGGG
Molecule: messenger RNA, 2673 nt
Organism: Pungitius pungitius (ninespine stickleback)
Lineage: Eukaryota; Metazoa; Chordata; Actinopteri; Perciformes; Gasterosteidae
Product: hepatic leukemia factor
Biological process (GO): regulation of transcription by RNA polymerase II
Cellular component (GO): nucleus
Molecular function (GO): RNA polymerase II cis-regulatory region sequence-specific DNA binding; DNA-binding transcription factor activity, RNA polymerase II-specific
Source: RefSeq, a predicted model, not a curated record